This is a messenger RNA of Chiloscyllium plagiosum (whitespotted bambooshark), 1878 nucleotides long. NCBI's taxonomy places the organism in Eukaryota, Metazoa, Chordata, Chondrichthyes, Orectolobiformes, Hemiscylliidae. The record is from RefSeq and is a predicted model, not a curated record.
AUGGACCAGGCGCUGAUGGAUCGGUUGAUGGAGAGGCUGAUGGAGAGGCUGAUGGAGAGGCUGAUGGAGAGGCUGAUGGAGAGGCUGAUGGAGGGGCUGAUGGAGGGGCUGAUGGAGGGGCUGAUGGAGGGGCUGAUGGAGCAGCCGCUGAUUCCAAUUCCAAGAUUUGCCCCAGAAAGGACAGGUGAUACUGAAUGGUCCAACUAUUUGGGACGUCCCACGGCAACGAGGCCAGGCCACCUUCGCAACACCGGGGACAGCAACGACCCCCUGGCUGCUUGUCAGGUUUAUACAGGGAAGAUUACCAUGAAGGAGAAAUCAUGUUUGUCAUUGUAUUUUAGGAGUUGGAGUUUUGUUAAUUGUUUUUUCUUUCUCCUUUGGUUCCAGAUCGAGAAUGUUGAUGCUUGCCUCAGUUUCCUGGCAGUGAGGGGAGUUCAUAUCCAAAGCCUUUCAGCUGAAGAGAUAAGGGAUGGAAAUCUAAAAGCCAUUUUAGGACUGUUCUUCAGCUUGUCCCGGUACAAACAGCAGCAGCAGCAGCAAUACCAGGAUCUGAUUGAGCUCCAGCAGCAAGUGCAGCAUCAAUCAUUACCAGCCAGUUCAGGGAGUCCCCAGAGAGCACAGCCAGACAUGCAGUCCAGUCUGGCAGCCAAACAUGCUGGAAGUGCAGCCAAUCAGAAAAAGUCUACCAGACUCCCAGGACCCUCCAGGGGCUCAGCGGCAGGGAGCACGACCAAGGUCCAGGGAGCCAACAGCUUGAACAGACGGAGCCAGAGUUUCAACAGCAUCGAUAAGAACAAGCCCCUGCAGAAUGCAGGUGGCAGUGAGAAAGAGUCACCCAAGACCCCUCCGUUACCAUCGGCCAUGAAUGGGAAUUUGCCCCCGUCCCCUGGUGUGGGGCAGUACCUGGCCUCUGCCAUCCCUUCUCCGGGCAGUUGUAAACCCUGGCGGAGUAAGUCGAUGAAUGUCAAACAUGCUGCUACUUCAUCCAUGCUCAGCGUGAAGGCGGCCAGUCCUGCCACCUCUCCCACUGCCCCCAGCGACCGGCUCCGAGCCCCUGAUACCCCCAAGACCCCCUCGAAUGGGCAGAAGUCCAUGUUGGAGAAGUUCAAGCUGAUCAACAACAGGAUAUCCUCGAGGCCUCCUGCCUGCCCGAGCUCCGGGGUUAUGGAGGGAUCAAGGGAUGAGGGCACUCCCUCGGAGUGCGGUGAGGCUGGUGGAGGAGGCUCUACAGCUGGCAGUCCCAAGACGCAGUCAAAGGUAACGAACCAAAGGGCGGGAGGCAAAUCAGGAGGCAGUAAGAAGGUCUCACCGCCGGCCAGAGACAAGGAGGAGAAGGAGAAGAGUAAAGGAGUAAAAAGCUGCAAAGAGGAGAGAGUGAGUGAGGCGCCCAGGAAGAGUUCGAAAAUCGCCAGCUUAAUCCCGAAAGGAGGGAAGCCUGCAGGAGUCAAGAAGGAGAUCCCUGCUUCCAGUGGGAUUCCCAAACCAGGAUCCAAGUUGCCCACCGGGAAGUCAGGAUCGGCGAUGAAGGAGGUGGAGAAGUCUCGGGUGACCAAGGGGAGCUGUGGCCAGGGGCUGCAGAAAUCACAGGCCAAUGGCAAAGUUCCCAGCUCCAGCAGUGUCACCUCCUUGGAGGGUAAAGGUGUGACCCAGGCCUCCUCACCCCCGUCCUCCCUCAGCACUGCCACUACGCCAGCUUCUGGAGUGGCCAGCAGUGGGCAGACUCCAGGCAAUGUCAUCGUACAGCUCCCUCAACCUCAGCAACAACACAGCCACCCCAACACCGCUACUGUCGCCCCCUUCAUGUACAAGUCAUCCAAAGGCACAUCCAGGGGCAUGCAGCCAACUGUACACAGCAGGAUCCCAGCGACUGCAACAUAG